This is a messenger RNA of Aedes aegypti (yellow fever mosquito), 3154 nucleotides long. RefSeq names its product calcium-activated potassium channel slowpoke. Gene Ontology annotation, biological process: monoatomic ion transport; transmembrane transport. The transcript is spliced from 5 exons. NCBI's taxonomy places the organism in Eukaryota, Metazoa, Arthropoda, Insecta, Diptera, Culicidae. Gene Ontology annotation, molecular function: large conductance calcium-activated potassium channel activity. Gene Ontology annotation, cellular component: postsynaptic membrane. The record is from RefSeq and is a predicted model, not a curated record. Bases 436 to 1287 code for a protein of 283 amino acids.
GUUCCAUAGUGUCGUCCUAUUGGUACGCAUUCGCUCAAUUUUCCCCAUCGCAUCGCAUGGGCAAGGAAAAUUCUAUCCGAGCUCUUCGGGUCAGAAUAGUGUGUGAUCUCGUCCGAAAAGGAGCAUAAAUCCCAUCAGAGUGAAAUAAAAGUGCAUAGUUGUAGUUUUAAUUAGAAAAGAAAUAAGAAGUAAAAAAUUGCUAGAUUGACAAAAAUAAACCUUAAAAGUGACGGAUCAACGGCACCAGAUAGGAGUGUAAAGUGAAAGCACAUAGGCACCUUACACUUAUUCACGUCUCUGAGGGCAUCAGAUCAUCAGUGACCAGCGGCGGCGGCGGUGGCAAACCGUUGUGAAAUGUCCAAUGAUUAGGAAAAGGGUGACCAGUGUGGAGUACGACGGAUACGUUACGGAUCCCCAACCGUUAUCUGCUAGGGGAUGUCGGGCUGUGACGAGGAGGCAGCAGUGUUGACCACAGAGCUUCCUGCGACCGACCUCGAUGAAUGUCUCAAAGUGCGGAAAUGGUGGUGUUUUCUAUUAUCAAGUAUAUUCACAUUUUUGGCUGGACUGCUUGUUGUGCUUUUAUGGCGGGCCUUUGCCUUUUUGUGCUGUCGAAAGGAGCCCGAGCUAGCGCCCAAUGAUCCGAAACAGAAGGAACAGAAGGCCUCCCGUCAGGGCAAGCAGGACUUCGAGGGUACGUUUAUGACCGAAGCGAAGGACUGGGCCGGUGAACUUAUCUCGGGUCAAACCACUACCGGAAGAAUCUUGGUUGUACUCGUAUUCAUCCUUAGCAUCGCAUCCCUCAUCAUCUACUUUAUAGACGCGUCGAGCGAAGAAGUCGAACGAUGUCAAAAGUGGAGCGACAACGUCACCCAGCAAAUUGAUCUAGCAUUCAACAUAUUUUUUAUGGUUUACUUUUUUAUACGAUUUAUAGCAGCGUCCGAUAAGCUUUGGUUUAUGUUAGAGAUGUACAGUUUUGUAGAUUAUUUUACGAUACCCCCGUCCUUUGUGUCAAUAUAUUUAGAUCGGACAUGGAUCGGUCUACGUUUCCUACGAGCGCUACGUCUUAUGACUGUCCCGGAUAUAUUACAAUAUUUGAAUAUACUUAAAACAUCUAGUUCAAUACGUUUGGCACAAUUAGUAUCAAUUUUUAUAUCAGUGUGGUUAACAGCUGCUGGAAUUAUUCAUUUGGUGAGUAUCGCCCCUCGGUGUAGUGCAUUUCUGGCAAAGCGAAAUCGAAACUCGAAAAUCAAACCAAAGCGAAAACCCCUGUCCAAAUUAGAAGCGUAGUAAAGCUAGGUGUCCCCCUCAAUUGCAUUCGAAUUCAAAAGAUGGUUUAAAUCAGAACAGAAUCGUCAGAGUCAGUAAAAUUCCAACGCUGAAAUGCCAAUCACUAAGACGGCAUAGUGCGCCGCUCAUUAUGCCGUAAAAUUAUGCCAAGCGCCUUGAAAGCUGUCUUUAAGCAUAUACCAGCCAGUGUUUGGUUGGUAGAAUAUGAUGUAAUACCACGUGCGCCCUCCGGUGCUCACCGUGUAUGUAAGUAAGAAGCUCUGAUUGAACAAUUAUGCUAAAUUUUAGCAUAAAUCCCUUUUCUCCGGAGGAUGCGCUGCCAAACAUUCUCUGGGUCCCUCAGUUGGCCCAGAGUAGCGCAUCACUCCGUUGAACUCGAGAAAAUGCCAGCAGGGUGUAGAAACCACUCAGUACGAUUGUGCUGAAUUUUAGCAUAAUUUCAUGGGUUCAAUCCAUUUUCGACAACACAAGUCACUAAAUUAAAAGUAACGUGUUGGUGGUGAGUAUCGUUCCCUAUAACUACUACUUUUUCGAAUACUGGUAGCUGACUUUUUUGAUACGAAAGCGUACUUGUUUUGGCAUCAGAAAUAAUCACAAACGGCAGCAGCUUAUUAGAAGGCAAAUUAGCUAAGGAACAGUAUUUUGAUUAGUUUCCCUUUCAAAAAUUGAAACUCCCAACAUUUUGAGUUUGUCGUGCUAUGAGUUGUGUCUUUAUUUCUUUACACCGAAACCAAACGAUUGGUCGUUAUCGAGGUAUUGUUUUGAUUUGCUUUUGACGCUGGUUAGAAUUUUCAUACGCAGGUUGAGCAGUAUUGUUCUGGAAACGAUUGCAAUUUAUCCUACUCUAGUCACAUCCAACUGAAAUCAUCGAAAAAUCUACGCUAUUCGAUAAUAUUUAUUAGUUUGACCAUUGCACCUCAAUUUAUUUCACAAAGAGCAUCUUUCCAAGAACUUUUUUUUUACACACAGUUUCUUAAGCUUUAUUUCUAUUCUUAUUACCUGCUGCAUGAUAUUGAUAAGCUUUAAAUUUAUCUUACUCUUUUAUUUCCACAUUUUUCAACAAAUAUGUAUUUCGUUUAAGCUUAUAUUUCUCAUUGCUCUUAAAAUGAAGGGGUUUUGAGGGGCUAGAUCUUCGAUAUUUAAAUGCUUUAUAACAUCAGUGACCGAAGAAUGUUUGAUUUAAAACGAAAUCCGUUGUACAAUGGUUCCUAGAAGAAUAUUGACAUUUUAAUUUAUUUGAUUUCGUUUGAUGUGUUAUGACUCAAGACUAACUACUCGAAGAUUCGUUGGUAACCUCCGAAGGGAGGCCAAUGAAUCUUCCACUCUUUAUAACAUCUAAAGCUCAGUAGUUUUCUUAUAUGAUCUCUUUCUUUCUACCUCCAGAAGGAUAUGAAUUUCACAGACGAAAAUGUUAACGCCCGAAGUUCAGAACCUAUAUUUUUUUCAGCUACCACUAGCUGUUAAUACGUAAUUGAAUAGUUCUCGUCCCCUAACGUUGAAUCCGGUGCAUACCAGCUAAAAUAUGGUCCUAUCCUUUGCGCAUGCAGUAAUGCUCUUUUUGUUGUUUAGUCACUUUAUGUACGUUUGACAAGGUGAUUUAGUUUUCAUUGCUGCACUUUCAGACUCACAGUGAAACGUUUUUACGGACGUGUGAAACUUCCGUUCCUAUUGUUAAGCCAAUAAAAUCCAUGUCAUCUGCGCAGCAAACAACUUAAUUGGCUCCGUUAAAAUCGCACGUCGGCUGUCAAACCCGGGACUUCAUGCCAUAGGCCUGUGAAACUACAUUGAAAUUUAAACGACCCCUUUAAAGAACAAUGUUCAGUGGGACUCGUAAUUGUUACACCAUAAUUUUGUAAUGAAACAAGUU